GGUGACUUCGCCUGUCACACGCGAAAAAGGCCGUCAUACAUGUGAUCGGGUGAUAACAAUGAGGUAAAAUAUUCCCUGGAAGUUGAAGAGUUAGAGAAGAGUGUGCCAUGACUUGUCUAGGAACGUUGGUAUUUGCAGACAAACAUUCUCGACGAUUAUCAACUUUGGAUGAUUCAUCUAAGAAGCAAAAUGAUUCAUUGUCACUUGCAUAUGAAGAUCUUUUCAUCAUACCAUAUAAUAUUAUACAAGAUUUUAGUUUCACUGUACAACAUUUAGAUAUCAGUAAUAACAUGUUCAGUAGAAAUUUGCAGUUUUUAUUGGAGUUCGAUAAUUUGAAGUCUGUCAACUUAGAUCAUAAUAAAAUAGAUGACUUCACUGUAUUUCCAAACAUGCCAAACCUUGAGCUUCUCUGGUUGAAUCAUAACCAUAUAAAAAAUCUAUAUCCCUUUAUCAAGAAUCUUCAUAGAAGCGUACCAAACCUUAAAUACCUGUGCCUUAUGGGAAAUGUGGCAGCACCUAGUUAUCUUAAUGGUGGAGAUUUCUGUGAUUAUUUUCGAUACAGGUUGUAUGUGCUAUCUUGGUUCCCACAUUUGGUGCACUUGGACGACAGAACUGUAACCAAGCAACAACUAUUCCAAGCUAAGAAACUAUUUAAACAUUCAUUGCUUGAAAACUUUGUUAUGCCAGAAUACAUUAAGGAUCUGCAUAAUAUAGUAACUAUAUAUUCCAAGUCACCAAUGUUUGACAGACAAAGAGUACUGAAUGAAUCAAAUUUGAUUAUCUAAACGAUAUAG
Molecule: messenger RNA, 794 nt
Organism: Cyphomyrmex costatus
Lineage: Eukaryota; Metazoa; Arthropoda; Insecta; Hymenoptera; Formicidae
Product: leucine-rich repeat-containing protein C10orf11
Exons: 4
Coding region: 108-785 (225 amino acids)
Molecular function (GO): protein binding
Source: RefSeq, a predicted model, not a curated record